Messenger RNA from Procambarus clarkii (red swamp crayfish), 1128 nucleotides. NCBI's taxonomy places the organism in Eukaryota, Metazoa, Arthropoda, Malacostraca, Decapoda, Cambaridae. The record is from RefSeq and is a predicted model, not a curated record.
AUGGAGGCCCAGGUCGGUGAAGGUGGCGACGCUAACAGUAGCGGGAAAGGUGACGACGCUGACAGUAGCGAGGGAGGUGGCGACGCUGACAGUAGCGAGGGAGGUGGCGACGCUGACAGUAGCGGGGAAGGUGACGACGCUGAUAGUAGCGGGGAAGGUGGCGACGCUGACAGUAGCGGGGAAGGUGGUGACGCUAACAGUAGCGGGGAAGGUGGCGACGCUAACAGUAGCGGGGAAGGUGACGACGCUAACAGUAGCGGGGGAGGUGACGACGCUAACAGUAGCGGGGGAGGCGACGACGCUGACAGUAGCGGGGGAGGCGACGACGCUAACAGUAGCGGGGGAGGCGACGACGCUAACAGUAGCGGGGGAGGCGACGACGCUAACAGUAGCGGGGGAGGCGACGACGCUAACAGUAGCGGGGGAGGCGACGACGCUAACAGUAGCGGGGGAGGCGACGACGCUAACAGUAGCGGGGGAGGUGACGACGCUAACAGUAGCGGGGGAGGUGACGACGCUAACAGUAGCGGGGGAGGUGACGACGCUAACAGUAGCGGGGGAGGUGACGACGCUAACAGUAGCGGGGGAGGUGACGACGCUAACAGUAGCGGGGGAGGUGACGACGCUAACAGUAGCGGGGGAGGUGACGACGCUAACAGUAGCGGGGGAGGUGACGACGCUAACAGUAGCGGGGGAGGUGACGACGCUAACAGUAGCGGGGGAGGUGACGACGCUAACAGUAGCGGGGGAGGUGACGACGCUAACAGUAGCGGGGGAGGUGACGACGCUAACAGUAGCGGGGGAGGUGACGACGCUAACAGUAGCGGGGGAGGCGACGACGCUGACAGUAGCGGGGGAGGCGACGACGCUAACAGUAGCGGGGGAGGUGGCGACGCUAACAGUAGCGGGGAAGGCGACGACGCUAACAGUAGCGGGGAAGGCGACGACGCUAACAGUAGCGGGGAAGGCGACGACGCUAACAGUAGCGGGGGAGGUGACGACGCUAACAAUAGCGAGAGCAGCGAGGCAAAUAGUUGUAUUAGUGGCAACAACACUAACGGUAGCAGUUUGUUUACAAAUGUAUUAAACACUUCAGGAGCUCCGAAGCACCACAAAGGUUCUUUAUGA